AUGAGUGGUUAUCGUGGGGUUGCAACCAUAGUACUUGAGGUUAUAGCAUCUUCAGACCUUUGGAUAUGGCAUGCGUUCUUUGGAGUUUUUGGUUCAAAUAAUGAUAUCAACGUGUUAGAUCAUUCUCCAGUGUUUGAUGAUAUUCUAAAUGACCAUGCUCCGGAAGUAAAUUAUACUAUUAAUGAUAAUAAUUAUAUAAUGGGAUACUAUUUAGCAUAUGGUAUUUAUCCUGAAUGGGCCACAUUUGUCAAAUCAAUCUCAAAGCCACAAGGUGAGAAACGCAAGUUAUUUGCACAAUACCAAGAAGGGCAAAGAAAAGAUGUGGAACGAGCAUUCGGAGUGUUGCAAGCACGCUUUGCAAUUAUACGUGGUCCAGCUUAUUUUUGGAAAAAGAAUAAGCUUGCAAACAUAAUGAGAGCUUGUAUUAUAUUGCAUAAUAUGAUUGUUGAGGAUGAAAGAGACAGUUAUGUAGGAAAUUUUACUCAAGACUUAGAGUAUGAUGAUGUUGAAAAUGGCAUAUCACAACUUCAACUGGGAGAGGAAGAUUUUGCACCAUACCAUUAA
Messenger RNA from Arachis stenosperma, 564 nucleotides. RefSeq lists its product as uncharacterized. The record is from RefSeq and is a predicted model, not a curated record. The coding region runs from base 1 to 564 and encodes 187 amino acids. The transcript has a single exon. Lineage: Eukaryota; Viridiplantae; Streptophyta; Magnoliopsida; Fabales; Fabaceae.